CCACCCACCACACACCAUUAAUAAGCAAACAUGUUUCAUCAUCCAUCACCACCGACGAUCGUCGACAAGUUCCUAACAUUCAUCAACCAAUCUCCAACCCCAUUCCAUGCGGUUUCAAAUGCCAUCAAACGUCUGGAAUCUGCAGGAUUCAAACGCUUAAAGGAACGCGACCAAUGGAACGGGUUGAUCCAAAAGGGCGGGAAAUAUUUCGUGACUAGGAAUCAGAGCUCUAUCAUUGCAUUUGCUGUUGGUGGGGCUUAUGAGCCUGGAAACGGAAUGGCGAUCGUAGGCUGUCACACAGACUCACCUUGUUUUAAAAUUCGACCGGUAUCCAAACAGACCAAAAUGGGAUAUCUUCAAGUGGGAGUUGAGACGUAUGGGGGAGGGAUCUGGCCGACCUGGUUAGAUCGAGACCUUGGAAUUGCUGGACGAGUGAUUGUCAAGGACCAACCCAGUGGAUCCACCGACUCGGAUAGCUUUGUCUCCCAUCUCGUCCAUAUCCCGCGCCCGAUCCUACGCUUUCCUACCCUGGCUAUCCACCUCGAAAGAACUCAAACCGAUCAACUCAAAUAUAAUCCCGAAACCCAAAUGAUUCCAAUCCUCUCGAUGGCCACUGAACAAUUGAAUGAGACUGCGAAGCCGACCGAGUCGGCCUCCGCGAUCAGCAAGUCUGCGCUGUCGACCCAAGAGAACCACCAUCCGUUGUUGCUCUCGAUCCUGGCGGAGGCCUUGUCGGAGAAGCUUGGUGUGCCAGUCAAGGAGAGCGAGAUCCAUGACCUCGAGCUGUCGCUCUUCGACACCAGCCCGUCGAUCGUCGGCGGGGGCCGGGCCGAGUUCAUCUUCUCCCCCAGACUCGACAACCUCUUCAGCUCCUUUGCCGCCUUUGAGGCCCUCGCACAAUCCGUCGAGGGUGGACCUAACUCGAAAGGACUCGAACAGAGCGCACUCAUUCGCACGAUCGCGCUUUGGGAUAAUGAAGAGAUCGGCUCGGUCUCUCACCAAGGAGCUGAAUCAAACUUCUUAGAAGCAAUUCUCACUCGAGUUUCCAGCUCAUUCAUGAACCAACCCUCGCCAGCCUUAACCGAACAAACGCUUGCUGCCUCCUUCUUACUCAGCUGUGAUAUGGGACAUGCCGUACAUCCCUGUUAUCCUGAGAAACAUGAGCAAAAUCAUCGUCCGCUCAUCAACAAAGGUCCGGCGAUCAAAACGAAUGCCAAACAAAGAUAUGCGAGUACCGCUGCGACGACGUUCUUGCUCCGUCAAGUGGCCGCGAUAGCUAAGGUGCCCUUACAAGAGUACGAAGUCCGCAAUGAUAUGGCGUGUGGAUCGACGAUCGGUCCAUUGGUCUCGAAGAUCGGCCUACGCACGGUCGACAUAGGAUGUCCACAACUCUCGAUGCACUCGAUCCGCGAACAGGCCGGCUGCCAGGACCUGGUCUAUCUCACCGCGCUCUUCGAGAACUUCUUCGAACACUUCCAGACCGUCGAUUCUCGGCUCUCUACUGGCGAAUGAACUCCCCAGCGCCUUCCUUUUACAGAUUCUUGUUUCUCUCUCUUCCCUCCCAUCCGAGUCACUUCUCCCAUUUGUUGAUCAGGUUAAGUACACUUGGCCUUGCUCAAUUGGUGGCCUUUCGUUUUCUCUUCUAAUGUCAACUAAGGUCAUGUAAUUUGUUUUUGCAAAGUCGGGUGUGGCUAUAGAGCAAAGCGGGAAAAGAAGGAAACAACGGUGAGCAGACAAGGAGAAAAGAAGAAGAAUCUCAGGCUGUGAUUCUUUCAGAUCUUGUGGUCCUAUCCUCUUCUGCUUCUUUUCCUCUCCUUGCACAGGUGCACUGCAAGAGAUGCAUAAUCAUGAAUAUUUC
Molecule: messenger RNA, 1858 nt
Organism: Puccinia graminis f. sp. tritici CRL 75-36-700-3
Lineage: Eukaryota; Fungi; Basidiomycota; Pucciniomycetes; Pucciniales; Pucciniaceae
Exons: 12
Coding region: 31-1512 (493 amino acids)
Biological process (GO): proteolysis
Cellular component (GO): fungal-type vacuole
Molecular function (GO): aminopeptidase activity; zinc ion binding
Source: RefSeq, a predicted model, not a curated record